AUGGGACGGCAUCAUGAGAAUGAAAACUCGAGAGGUAAGUCUGAUCUUGCGCAGUGUUCGCUAAGUACGUUGCCUACCGAUACUCUAUCUUUACACGAAAAACACGAUGUUCUUUAUCGUCUACUUGAACUUUUGCCUGAGAGGUAUAUGUCUACAAAUAUAAACGAGCAACGUUUACCUGAGGCUCUUAUUUUGCGUAUUAUUCGUGAAGCUCAUCCUAUUAUUGCUAAUGAACCUAUUGUUGUUAAUAUUGAGUCCCCUGUUUGUGUAUGUGGGGAUUUACACGGACAGUAUUACGAUCUUGUAAAUAUUUUUAGACGAAGACCACCUUUGGGGGGUAAAGUUUUUGGUUCAAUAAAUAAUACACAAAUAUUUCAUAGACACAAACGAAGACGCAGUCAUAGUCAAGAAUCUUCGUUAUCACAUUCACAAGAAUUGAAAGAUACCAAUGAAACUACAUAUGGAUACCUUUUUUUAGGAGAUUAUGUUGAUCGUGGUAGUCGAUCUAUUGAAGUCGUAGUUACUCUUCUAGCAUUAAAAAUAAUAGAACCAUCAAAAAUAACUCUUUUGCGUGGAAAUCAUGAAGAUGAACAAAUUAUGCUUUUGUACGGUUUCUUUGAUGAAUGCAAAAGAAGGUAUGGAGUAAAGUUGUUCCGUAUCUUUGCUGAUCUUUUUCGUGUUCUUCCUGUAGCUGCAGUAAUUAAUGGAACUAUAUUUUGUAUGCAUGGAGGACUUUCUUCAGAAUUGAGGUUUAUUAAAGAUGUACCAGAUAUCCGUCCAUGUAAUGUUCCGCAUAGUGGAAUUAUUUGUGAUUUGUUGUGGGCGGAUCCAGAAGCUGAACUUCCACCAAAUGUAGAUUGGUCACCUAGUUCCCGAAGGAUAUCAUAUGUUUUCUCAGCAAGAGCGUUGGAAAAAUUUUUAAAGGAAAAUGAUCUUGAUAUGAUUUGUCGAGCACACCAGGUGGUAGAAGAAGGUUUUCAAUUUUUUCCUAACAAUAAGAAACGUCAUUUGCUUACCAUUUUUUCGGCUACAAACUAUUGUAACGAGUUUGGUAAUCGUGGUGGAGUUUUAUGUGUUGAUGCGGAGGGCACUUGUAGUCUUUUAAUUCUAGAGCCACCAAAUUUUCAGCAGCAACGAGUAAUAAUGAUGAAGCAAGAGGCUAUACCUAAUAGUCAACAGAAUUCUUCUGAAAUCGAUGGAUAA
Molecule: messenger RNA, 1203 nt
Organism: Trypanosoma theileri
Lineage: Eukaryota; Euglenozoa; Kinetoplastea; Trypanosomatida; Trypanosomatidae
Product: putative protein phosphatase 1 catalitic subunit
Exons: 1
Coding region: 1-1203 (400 amino acids)
Cellular component (GO): nucleus; cytoplasm
Molecular function (GO): protein serine/threonine phosphatase activity
Source: RefSeq, a predicted model, not a curated record